Venturia canescens is the source of this 1153-nucleotide messenger RNA. RefSeq names its product bromodomain-containing protein 4B-like. The transcript is spliced from 7 exons. NCBI's taxonomy places the organism in Eukaryota, Metazoa, Arthropoda, Insecta, Hymenoptera, Ichneumonidae. The record is from RefSeq and is a predicted model, not a curated record. The coding region runs from base 30 to 1055 and encodes 341 amino acids.
CUCAACGCGGCACUCGUCAAUAGUUCAUCAUGAAGUUCGUGAUCCUCUCAGUGGUAUGCUUGGUUGGCGCGGUGGUUGCGGCCCCCUCACCAAAGCAGAAACGCGACAUCCUCCCCGGCGAUCCACGUUACGGAACGGAACACCAUCAUCACCAUCACGAUUCUCACGGAGCCAACGGAGUUCAGUCCGUUUACGGACCACCGAACUACACGCCUGCUCAACCGAUCCACUACCAGGAAAGCGUUCAGCAACCGUCCAACCAAUACAUCGCUGCCCCGGUGACGAGUUUCCAGCCAACCGAAGUCGUUGAGUCUGUCGAGAACGUUUAUCUGGCUCCGGUGGCCACCCAACAGCCCCAAGAGCACCGUGCCGCAGGACCACACAAUUAUUACUUGGCUCCAGAUGCGAGCAGCGAGCAGCCAUCGAACAGAUACUUGGGCCCGGCGAUCCAAGGCGCUGCAACAGUUCGGGACUCGUACGGUCACCCCGUCCUCAGCCAGGAACACGUUCACGUUCAGGCCCAAGCACCCCAACAGGAACACGUUCACGUUCAGGCCCAAGCACCCCAACAGGAACACGCUCACGUUCAGGCUGCAGGCCCAGUCCAACAGGUCGUCCACCACGUCCCGGCUGCCCAGCCCGCCCCGGUCCGCCAGCAUUACGAAGCCCCAGCUCAAUCCCACUACCACGUGCACCAAACCUACGGCGUUCCCCAAGUUCGCCAACACGUACAGGCCGUCCAUCAAGCUGUUCAGCCCGCAGCUGUCCAGCAUCCGAUCGUCUACCAAUCGGAGCCCCAGCACUACUACAGCAACGCUGUCGAGAACUCUGGAAGCUCGAGCACCCAUCAUGCUCAGGCUGACUACGUCGCCCCGAAACCCCAGAGCUACCAGGUCCAGAUAGUCAAAGCUCAGCCGGUCCACUAUCACAGCCAGGUGGAACAUGUCCAACCCCAGCAGCACUACGAGUCUCACCACGAGUCCGUUCGAGUGGAGAGUGCCUCGUCCCACGAGGCGACCCAGCUCGUUGGCAGCAACGGUGGCUACGUUUACUAAUUGUUUUCGACUCGCAGUCGACCACGUUGAUAAUCGGAACGAACUUAAGUUGUAGGAAAUGUAAAAAUUAAUGAAAUAUACUAAUGCCGUGGUGCAGA